UCCUCGGGGAAUCGAGCCACAAAGGAGCAUUCCUCAUGAGAAACCAUCUCUUCUGCCCCCCCUCGGCCAUGGCGAUGUGUAAGAGUGCCGCCUGGCUCCAGGAGCAGCUGGAAGCCGGUGCCCACAGUCCGCUGCUGCUGCUGCUCGACUGCCGAUCGCACGACUUCUACGAGUCCUCGCACGUCGAGGCGGCCAUCAACGUGGUGAUCCCGGGGCUGAUGCUGCGGCGGCUGAAGAAAGGUAAUCUGCCCAUCAAGUCGCUGAUCCCCAACAACGAGGAUAAGGAGAAGUUCGCGAAGCGCUGUAAGAGCGACACAGUGCUGCUGUACGACGAGGGCAGCAGCGAGCGGCAGGACAGCGGCGCGGGGUCGGUACUCGCUCUGCUGCUCCACAAACUCAGGGACGAUGGCUGCGAGGCGUAUUUUUUGGAAGGGGGCUUCAGUAAGUUUCAGAGUGAGUACCCGGAGCAUUGCCAGACGAGCCUGGAGCACAGCGCCUGCCCCAACAGUUCUCCCCCGGUGUCGGUGCUGGGGUUGGGGGGGCUCCGGAUCAGCACCGACUGCCUCUCAGACAGCGAGUCGGACGCGGACCGGGAGCUGGGCAGCGCCACCGAGCUGGAGGGCAGCCCGUUGCUUGGCUCCCAGCCCGCAUUCCCCGUCCAGAUCCUGCCCUACCUGUACCUGGGAUGUGCCAAGGACUCCACCAACCUGGACGUGUUGGGCAAAUACGGCAUCAGAUACAUCCUGAACGUCACCCCCAACCUCCCCAACAUGUUCGAGAACGACGGCGAGUUUAAAUACAAACAGAUUCCCAUCUCAGACCACUGGAGCCAGAACCUCUCGCAGUUCUUCCCUGAGGCCAUUUCAUUCAUAGACGAGGCACGCGCCAAGCACUGUGGCGUGCUGGUACACUGCCUGGCGGGGAUCAGUCGUUCGGUCACCGUCACCGUAGCCUACCUCAUGCAGAAGCUCAACCUGUCUCUCAACGACGCCUACGACUUUGUCAAGAGGAAAAAGUCCAACAUCUCCCCCAACUUCAACUUCAUGGGCCAACUGCUGGACUUCGAGAGGACUCUGGGGACGACCAGCCCGUGUGACAACAACAACAGCAGCAACGCCAACGGCAACAGCAACAGCCGGGCCAAGUCUGAGCUGCACUUCACCACCCCCACCUCACACAGCGUCUUCCAGCUCCACUCGCUGGAGUCCACAUGAAGCCUGGGGGGGGGCUCAUCGCUGCCCACCGCUUCCUCACUGACGUUUAUUUUCCGGGUGGUCUGGGCGCAGGAUGACCUGGUCUGCCUCGCUCUGGCUUGGCUGCCUGACCUCCCGGGGCAGCCUGUGACUGUCACUAGCGAAGGCCACAGAAACCGUCCGAAGAAAUGAGGCUUUAGCCUCAAGAGGCAUUAAACAGCUUCUCUUUUCAGGGGAAACAUUGGAUUUUCAGAGCACGGCUCUCUCUCUCUGUGUCUCUGUCUCACUUUAUCUCUCUCCCUCCCU
Molecule: messenger RNA, 1499 nt
Organism: Callorhinchus milii (elephant shark)
Lineage: Eukaryota; Metazoa; Chordata; Chondrichthyes; Chimaeriformes; Callorhinchidae
Gene: dusp7
Product: dual specificity phosphatase 7
Exons: 3
Coding region: 36-1214 (392 amino acids)
Biological process (GO): negative regulation of MAPK cascade; protein dephosphorylation
Cellular component (GO): cytosol; cytoplasm
Molecular function (GO): MAP kinase tyrosine/serine/threonine phosphatase activity; protein tyrosine/threonine phosphatase activity
Source: RefSeq, a predicted model, not a curated record